Paramecium tetraurelia is the source of this 1779-nucleotide messenger RNA. RefSeq lists its product as uncharacterized. The record is from RefSeq and is a predicted model, not a curated record. Gene Ontology annotation, biological process: autophagosome organization; protein autophosphorylation; peptidyl-serine phosphorylation. Lineage: Eukaryota; Ciliophora; Oligohymenophorea; Peniculida; Parameciidae. The transcript has a single exon. Gene Ontology annotation, molecular function: protein serine/threonine kinase activity; ATP binding. Gene Ontology annotation, cellular component: cytoplasm; autophagosome.
AUGGACCAAAAUCCUCUUCCAAAUGGCUUUAAAUUAAUAGCAUUCCCUCCAAAGCAAGGAGUAAAUGGAGAUAUAUUCACAUGCAGCAAGGAUGGAAACUUGUAUGCCAUGAAAAUCUUCAAGAAAAAUGUAGAAUAAUACUUACAUGAAGUUAAUAUUUGCACAACUCUUAAGACUCAUAUCAAUAUUAUCAAAUUGAUAGAUAAUUUUGAAUGGGAAGGAAACAGAGUAAUUAUUUUGGAAUAUUGCUCAAAUGAUUUAAUUUCGUAUCUAAAUCAAAAUCCACAUUUAUCAGAAUUGGAGAGGCUGAACAUCUUUGCAUAAAUUGUAAGUGCAUUUAAAUCCAUCAUCGAAGACUUAAAUAGUGUCGAAAUGCAUUUCUCACAUAGAGAUAUCAAACCUGAAAAUUUGAUGUUGGGCAAUGAUAAUAUGAUUAAGAUCAUAGAUUUUGGAGAAAGCAGAAUAUUCGACAAUGAUAAUCAACUUCCAACCUUGAAAAAUUAAUUGUAUGGUACUCACGGAUAUAUGGAUCCAAUAAUGGAAUUUGGAGGAGAUGGAUUCUAAGAAAAAUCAGAUCUAUGGUCUAUGGGAGCGACCUUAUAUUAUAUAUUAAAAAAUGAGAGAUUGCAAAUCAAUACAAAUUAAAUCUACUCGGCAGCUAAGAUGAUCUAGCCUGAUAAGACAGCUUCGUAGAACUAGUCUGCUAAGUCAGUUUAAAAGAUCUUGUCUGACAAGAGGAAGUAGGCCAAAUUAGAUAUGGUAUAAGAGAUUAUCAAUCAAUCAUUAAUUCAACUGCCAUUCUCUGAUUAAUGCAAAGAUCUCCUGGAUAAAUUAUUGAAGGUGGAUCACAAUAAAAGAUAUGGAUGGAAUUAAUUAUUUGAAAAUGAAUUGAUAAAACAAUUAUUAGAAUCUCUACCCCAGGGAUAGAUGCAAUAGAAGAAUGAUCGUAAGAAACCAAUAAAGUUGUCAUAUCAAAUGAACAAAGAUUUUCUAUCAAUGAAUUUCAAGUAAUAAGCAGGUCCAAUAUUAACUGAAACCUUAUAUGUCAUUAUAAGUAAAGGAAAGCAUUGUGCUUCAACUGCUAAUGAGAUGUUUAGAUACUUUAAUUAAAUGAAAUUUGUAAAUGAAGAUUUUAUGAAUAAUUGGUAAAACUUUGAGAAAUGCAAUUAUUUAUUACAUCUUAGAUCUCUCAUUAUUCUAAAUCAUUACAAUUAAAUUUUUACUCUCAAAACUCCAAAAUCAGGUUAGGAAUCAAUAGAUUUCAAACUAUUUGAAGAUUUGACAAAUGGAACUUAAUAAAAUUAGUAGAUCUAUGAUAGAAUCUAAUUACAAGUCUAUUACUUAUUUGAGGAUGUCAGAAAGAGUUUGCAGGGGAGCGGUUUAGAAACAAGAAUAUUGAAUUUAACGAAACUAUCAACAAACGAUAUAAAUGAAUAUAAUGAGACAUUGGGAUUCACUGAUGAAGAAAGAGAGUAUUUUUAAUAUAGGAAAGACGAUAAAAUGAAUGUUAAAAAUCGUCCUGAUCAUUUUGACAAACCAUAUUUUUACGAGAUUUGUAAAUCAUAUCUUUUGAAAUGCAUAAAAGUUCUCAUCAAUAAUUAUGAUAAAGAUGGUGUUUCGAUUUUAAGCGAUAUGAUUAUUUCCUAUAAACUAGAAGAAUUUUAUGAGAAAUGCACUCAAAGCAAAAUUUAAAAUUACUUAUACAAUCAGACAGAACAAAAUAAAGAAGUUUUUUAUGCUAAAUUGAAAGCUAUUUAUAAUUCAUUAAUUGAGAAGUGA